Etheostoma spectabile (orangethroat darter) is the source of this 1064-nucleotide messenger RNA. RefSeq names its product deoxyuridine triphosphatase (gene dut). Gene Ontology annotation, molecular function: dUTP diphosphatase activity; magnesium ion binding. The record is from RefSeq and is a predicted model, not a curated record. Bases 491 to 1000 code for a protein of 169 amino acids. Gene Ontology annotation, biological process: dUTP catabolic process; dUMP biosynthetic process. The transcript is spliced from 6 exons. Lineage: Eukaryota; Metazoa; Chordata; Actinopteri; Perciformes; Percidae.
UUUUCCAUUUUAAAGGUUAUAGCUGUUUAUAUAAAUAACUCUCGCGAUAACUUCGUUGUAAUGGCGCAGUGGUGACGAAAGCAUAGACAGUUAAAGUACAGAGGGUUGCCAUAGUUACAGAGGAUACUGUACUUACUUUCUUGCCGAUUUAUUUAUUUACUUACAGGUUUUCUUCCCUCAGUGCGUUUAAUAACCGUUCUGUAGCAACUUAUAUAAGCUAUUGGAGUUACUUUCAUUAAGUCUAACGUUGUCUAAGUAAGUAUCCGUUAGGAGUUACGUGGUUUGUGGGAGGGGCCAAUUUGGCGCAACUUCCACCGCGGGAAAAAGGAAUUCAAAAGGAAGACCGCCAAGAAACGAGCGCACAAGGAAGAGUUUUUAAUCUUGCAGAAGGCGGUUGUAGUUCUGUCUCCUGGUCACCAAAUAGUUUGUCUUUAGUCCGUGUAAAUUAUUUAUUGCACUAUCGGUUUUUAACUGUGAAACGUUUGCCAAUAUGCCCGCACUAGACGUCACAGAUGCAUCUGCAAUCUCUCCAUCAAAGAGAGCAAGGACAGAGACAAAGCCUGCAGAAGAUAGAGCAGUCCUUAAGUUUGCAAGACUUUCUGAGCAUGCCACUACACCUACCAGAGGCUCAACUAAAGCAGCGGGAUAUGAUCUCUACAGUGCAUAUGAUUACACCAUCGGUCCUAUGGAUAAGGCCAUUGUGAAGACAGACAUCCAGAUAGCAGUUCCCCAUGGCUGCUAUGGGAGAGUGGCACCAAGGUCUGGCCUGGCAGCAAAACACUUUAUUGAUGUUGGUGCUGGAGUUGUAGAUGAAGACUAUAGAGGAAAUGUGGGAGUUGUGCUCUUCAACUUCAGCAAGGACACAUUUGAUGUGAAAAAGGGUGACAGAGUUGCUCAGCUGGUGUGUGAGAGGAUCUGCUACCCAGAUCUGGUGGAGCAAAAGACACUUGACGAGACGGAGCGUGGUGACGGAGGUUUUGGAUCAACUGGACGCAACUGAAAGCUCCAAAUGUAAAUGUUUUAAAUAUAUGGAUUAGUUUUAAUAAAGUUCUCUUUUUUUUGUA